CCCAAUAAAGUUUUGACCCGGAUGGCUCUCCAUAGUUAGGAGGAUAUAACUGCCCCGCUUAUCCCCUCGCCCGCAGGUCUCUUCCGAUAUAAAACCUUUAUGCCAACUGCUCCUCACCACAGAAACGUUGCUCAACGAAACCGUCCAAAAUGGUGCACGAGGUCGUCUCAGAAAAGUCGCCAGAAGAGUCGCCAGAAGAGUUGCCAGAAGAGUCGCCAGAAGAUCGAUCACCAGUAGUUCCCCUUGAACUUCUAUCAUCAAUCUUGAAGUUCGCUUCAUUUAAAACCCUCAUUACGUUGAGAGCAGCGUCGGUGACCUUUAGAAAUGAGGCGAAUCGAUUACUUGAUUCCAAGUUCGGCUGGACAUCCUCGAUGCGCGUCGGACCCGUUAUCCAGUACGUCGCUUCAACCGGGGAGUUGAGAAAGUACGCCGGGUGUGCAAGGGCCUUGGUUGCGCUUUACAAAAAAAGCACGGUCUCUGUACGACGGGAGAAAGAUGCUCCUAGAGAAUAUCACUUUGACGGGAGAUGCGCUGAACUUACUGGAAAGCGUCCGUAUCCGACAGUUGUACGCACCCUGAUUGAGGCACUCGGAGAAGACAGAGAGAGAUGCCAAAAACAAGAAUGUGCCGAGCGUCAAGCUAAGAUAUGGAAAGAGAUAACACCCGAUUGCUUCAAUUGCCCCGAGAGCGUCAUCGCCAGGAGUAUUGACUUUCCAGCCUUCAAGAGCAUCUUCACAUUGAAUACUCACCACUCAUUUGCAGUGUUUACUUAUUAUGGCAAACCACGUGGAUACUGUUUGGAAUGCGAGAGGCCUCCCGGCAGCUGCGAUAUCAUGUGCGUUGGGAAGUUAGUGAUGAAUGGGAAGAAGCAAAAAUGCGGGGCCUUCCUUAAAGAAGAAAUGUGUCAAUACAAGACCAAGGGGUGGCGGUGUACUAGGUGCUGGCGAUUAUAUGCUAAAGAAGAAUCUACCACAUGUGGGUUCGGUCUGCCGAUGAUCUUGUGCGACAUUUGGUGUCCCCUAAAGCAUCCUACAAAAACCGGAGUUCGACGAUGUCGGCGAGACCCUGACGACCCGAGCGAGGAUGAGUCUAGUGAGGAUGAGGAUAGUGAGGAUGAACUUAGUGGCGCAAAAGAUUCGCUCGCUGUCGGUUGCAAGAGCGACCUCGGCGUCGCUUGAUUCAAGUUCGCUGUAAAUAUGAAAAUAUCCUUCAAUUGGAUUUUUGCAUUCAGAGUAGACCUUCCCUCGUGUUCCAACCCGCAAAUGAGUCAAG
This is a messenger RNA of Fimicolochytrium jonesii, 1272 nucleotides long. RefSeq lists its product as uncharacterized. Lineage: Eukaryota; Fungi; Chytridiomycota; Chytridiomycetes; Spizellomycetales; Powellomycetaceae. The record is from RefSeq and is a predicted model, not a curated record. The transcript is spliced from 5 exons. The coding region runs from base 150 to 1178 and encodes 342 amino acids.